This is a messenger RNA of Camellia sinensis, 1845 nucleotides long. Lineage: Eukaryota; Viridiplantae; Streptophyta; Magnoliopsida; Ericales; Theaceae. The record is from RefSeq and is a predicted model, not a curated record.
AUGGUGAGAACAAGGACCGAAGAUGUGGAAGAUGCCACCUCAGCACGACUGGAUAGGAUGGAAAGGAUGCUUAUGGAAGUGGCAGAGACCCUACGACAACAACCACAACAGCCUCACCAACAGCCGCCACCACCACCAGUACCCCCACCUGUAGUGCAACAUUUUCAUGCUGAAGACCGAACUAUCACCUUUACUAAGGAGUUUAAAAAGAUGAAACCGCCAACCUUCAAAGGGGGAAUAGAACCGAUGAAAGCUGAGGCAUGGGUAUUGGGCAUAGAGAAGUUAUUUGAAGUCUUUCCCUGCACCGAAGCUCAAAAGGUACAACUAGCUGCCUUCACUCUUGAGGACGAGGCGCGGAGGUGGUGGAUGCUUACGAGGACAAUCCAUCCAGAGUUAACAUGGGACAGAUUUUUGGGGUUGUUUUAUGAUAAAUAUUUCCCUCAAAGCAUGCGGGACAAAAAGGUGACUGAAUUCGAAACUCUCAGACAAGGGAACAAGACUGUUGCUGAGUAUGAGGCCCAAUUUGCAGAGUUAGCCUGGUUUGCACCGCAUAUGGGUGCCAUCUUGGAUCGAGUCAAUAUGUUAAAGUUGCCUACCUACGUAGAUGUGCUGGAGAGGGCUGUUAUAGCUGAGGGAAACCUCGCUGCUCAGAACCGGAUUGCAGAAUGGAAAGGAAAGAGGCAAAAUAAUCAAUGGUCAAAGGGAGCGGCUACUCCACCAAACAAGAAACAAAACUCAGGGACUUCAAAUACUUUUGCCCCUAAUCAGGGUACGAUUCCUGUUUGUUCGGAAUGUGGAAAGAGGCAUCAUGGGAUAUGCCAAUGGAAGUCUGGAGCCUGUUAUCAGUGCGGCAAAACGGGUCAUUUGAUAAAGGAUUGCCCUCAGAGGAAUCAACGAAAUGGUAACAGGGCUGCUAUUAGCUCAGCAGGGUCUACACCAACUACUAACACCAAGGCACCGGCCAAAUCUAACAACAAUAAAGACAUAGCGAAACAAGGCAGAGUGUUUGCAUUGGUUCCAGGAGAUGUGCAGAAUGUAGCAACAGUGGUGUCAGGUACAUUUAUGGUUCACGGUCAUUCUGCUUCUACCUUAUUUGACUCUGGCUCUACUCAUUCCUUUGUGUCAAAAUUAUUUGCACAAAACUUAGAUAAAAUCGAAGAAACACUGUCUUAUGUGUUAUGUGUAUCCUCUCCUAUGGGAGAUUCUGUGCUUUGUACUUCUGUUUAUUGUGGUUGCGAACUCGAGCUUGGGGAUGUCCGGGUUUAUGCCAAUCUGUUACCCCUCGAUAUGACUUAUUUUGAUAUUAUUUUGGAAAUGGAUUGGUUGGGUGAAUAUGGUGUAACUAUAGAUUGUCUAACUAAACGAGUCAGUUUCCAUCCUCCGGGACAAUUAGAGUCUACCUUACAGGGGCAUGGCGUAAUUGCUCCACCUUAUUUGAUCUCGGCAGCAAAGGCAUGUAAAUUAAUUCAAAAAGGGUGUCAGGGGUAUUUAUGCAGUGUUUUGGAGGGGCAAGUAGUGAAUGGAACUGUUGACAUGAUCCCAAUUGUGUGUGAAUUUCUGGACAUCUUUCCUGAAGAAUUACCAGGGCAGUUGAUAGACCGUGAAAUUGAGUUUACCAUUGAAGUAGCACCGGGAACACAACCCAUUUCGAAGACCCCAUAUAGAAUGUCGCCAGUUGAGAUGAAGGAAUUGAAAAUGCAGUUGCAAGAUUUAUUGGACAAGGGGUUCGUCCGUCCGAGUGUGUCUCCGUGGGGUGCACCAGUUCUAUGCUCACGAGAAUCACCUCCAUUUGAUCCUUCAAACCCUCCGGGAAAAGAAAUUGUAUGCAAAGCUGAAGAAAUGUGA